ACAACCUUUUGUUCUACAAGACACAGAGAGAGAGAAAAGGCUUCAGACGAGGUGGCGGGCCGACGCAUUAAACUCCUAGACGUUUGUCUUUGCCCUCUUUGAGGGUCGAAUUGUUCGUAUAUUGAGAGUGGAAUCUCUGAAAAUGGCAUCCAAAUCAUUUAAGGCCAGCAUAUCGGAUCUAUCGACAGCAUCCGAUGUGCUGGAUUCUCAGAAUGGGAAGCCACCGCUGCCUCCACAAGCACGUGUAACGUUUGCUCGGAGGACCUCAUCGGGCCGUUAUGUCAACUUUUCAAGGGAUGAUCUUGAUAGCGAACUUGGCAGCAGCGAUUAUCUGAACUACACGGUGCAUAUACCGCCGACCCCUGAUAACCAGCCUAGUAACCCUGUCUCACAGAAGGUUGAAGAGCAAUACGUGUCUAGUUCACUCUUUACUGGUGGAUAUAACAGCAUAACACGGGCUCAUUUGAUGGAUAAAGUCAUUGAUUCGGAUCCUAACCAUCCACAGAUGGCGGGCGUGAAAGGGUCUUCUUGUGCCAUUAAUGGAUGUGAUGGCAAGGUGAUGAGCGACGAGAGGGGAAAUGACAUCCUCCCGUGUGAGUGUGAUUUCAAGAUAUGCCGAGACUGUUACAUAGAUGUGCUUAAGACAGGAGAGGGUAUUUGUCCCGGGUGCAAGGAGCAAUACAAAACUACUGAUUUGAACGAAGCUUUGGAGAAUUGGAGAUCACUGCCGCAGCUUCCACCACCAUCUGGGAUGUCAAAAACGGAGAGGAGGUUGUCCUUGAUGAAAUCAUCAAAGUCAUUUCUGAUGAGGAACCAGACAGGAGAUUUUGAUCACAAUCGUUGGCUGUUUGAGACGAAGGCCACGUACGGUUAUGGCAAUGCUAUAUGGCCAAAGGAGGAUGGCUUUGAAAAUGGUAAGGAUGAUGACAUUGUUGAGCCUUCUGAGUUUAUGAACAAGCCAUGGAGACCACUUACUCGCAAGUUAAAGAUUCCAGCCGCCAUCAUCAGCCCAUACAGGCUUCUAAUUGCUAUCCGAAUGGUUGUUCUUGGGUUUUUCUUGGCAUGGAGAGUUCGUCAUCCCAACAACGAUGCUGUCUGGCUUUGGGGCAUGUCUAUAGUUUGUGAAAUAUGGUUCGCCUUUUCUUGGAUUCUUGACCAGUUGCCAAAGCUCUGCCCUGUAAAUCGGGCUACUGAUCUAAAUGUCUUGAAAGAUAAAUUUGAGACACCUAAUCCAAGCAAUCCCAUGGGAAAGUCUGAUCUCCCUGGCAUCGAUGUCUUUGUUUCUACUGCAGAUCCAGAGAAGGAGCCACCUCUUGUCACUGCUAAUACCAUUUUGUCAAUACUAGCAGCUGAUUAUCCAGUCGAAAAGCUUGCUUGCUAUGUUUCUGAUGAUGGAGGUGCACUUCUGACCUUUGAGGCCAUGGCAGAAGCAGCAAGUUUUGCAAAUAUAUGGGUACCGUUCUGUCGCAAACAUAGGAUUGAACCUAGAAAUCCAGAAACUUAUUUCAAUCUGAAGAAAGAUCCUACCAAGAACAAGGUUCUUAGUGACUUCGUCAAAGAUAGAAGACGUGUGAAGCGUGAGUAUGAUGAGUUUAAGGUUCGCAUUAAUAGUCUGCCAGACUCUAUUCGACGCCGAUCUGAUGCCUAUCAUGCUAGGGAAGAACUUAUAGCCAUGAAAGAACAGAGACUCAAGAAAGAAGAAGAACCUUUAGAGGCUGUCAAGAUAAAGAAAGCUACAUGGAUGGCAGAUGGAACCCAUUGGCCAGGCACUUGGUUGACUUCAGCAGCUGACCACUCAAAGGGUGAUCAUGCAGGAAUAAUACAGGUGAUGCUGAAGCCGCCAAGUGAUGAACCGCUUUGUGGCAUAGGCGAGGAGUACAGUGUGAUAGACGUGAGCAGUGUUGAUAUCCGUCUACCAAUGCUUGUAUAUGUUUCUCGUGAAAAGCGGCCUGGCUAUGAUCACAAUAAGAAAGCAGGUGCCAUGAACGCUCUAGUCCGUGCUUCCGCAAUCAUGUCUAAUGGACCUUUCAUUCUCAACCUUGAUUGUGACCACUACAUCUAUAACUCACAAGCCAUGAGAGAAGGAAUGUGUUUCAUGAUGGACAGAGGUGGCGACCGUAUCUGCUACGUUCAGUUCCCACAGAGAUUUGAGGGUAUUGACCCAUCUGAUCGUUAUGCCAAUAGGAAUACGGUCUUCUUCGAUGGCAAUAUGCGAGCUCUGGAUGGGCUGCAGGGUCCCGUUUAUGUUGGAACAGGAUGCCUGUUUAGGCGAAUCGCACUUUAUGGUUUUGAUCCACCUCGUGCCAAAGAGCACAGCGCUGGCUUCUGCAGUUGUUGCUUCGGCCAUCGAAAGAAGCAUGCUGCAAUUGCUAACACACCAGAAGAAAAUAGAGCCUUGAGAAUGGGCGAUUCUGAUGAUGAAGAGAUGAAUCUUUCACUUGCUCCAAAAAUGUUUGGCAACUCAAAUCUACUUAUUGAUUCGAUUCCAGUGGCAGAGUUUCAAGGCCGGCCUCUGGCUGAUCAUCCAUCUGUGAAGAACGGAAGACUUCCGGGUGCCCUCACCAUACCCCGUGAACCUCUUGACGCAUCAACUAUUGCCGAAGCAAUAAGUGUCAUCUCCUGUUGGUACGAGGAUAAAACGGAAUGGGGACAACGCGUUGGGUGGAUUUACGGGUCUGUUACGGAAGACGUUGUCACAGGAUACAGGAUGCACAAUAGGGGGUGGAAAUCAGUUUACUGUGUAACAAAACGUGAUGCCUUCCGUGGGACUGCACCGAUCAACCUUACAGAUAGGCUCCAUCAGGUCCUCCGCUGGGCUACCGGUUCGGUUGAGAUAUUCUUCUCGCGGAACAAUGCCUUUCUAGCAAGCUCAAGAAUGAAGGUCUUGCAAAGGAUAGCAUACCUCAAUGUAGGAAUCUACCCUUUCACCUCCGUUUUCUUGAUUGUCUACUGCUUUCUCCCUGCACUAUCUCUCUUCUCGGGCCAGUUCAUCGUCCAAACUCUGAACGUCACUUUCUUGAUCUACCUCCUGAUCAUUACCAUGACACUCUGUGCACUUGCUGUGCUGGAGGUGAAAUGGUCCGGGAUCGAGCUGGAGGAGUGGUGGAGGAAUGAACAAUUCUGGCUGAUCGGAGGGACCAGCGCACACUUGGCUGCCGUCUUCCAAGGGCUGCUGAAAGUGAUUGCUGGAGUCGAAAUCUCUUUCACCUUGACAUCAAAAUCAGCAGGGGACGACGAGGACGACGACUUUGCUGAUCUUUACAUGGUGAAAUGGACAUCCCUCAUGAUACCUCCCAUUGUUAUCAUAAUGGUGAACUUGAUAGCAAUAGCGGUGGGCGUUAGCCGGACGAUAUACAGCGUUAUACCGCAAUGGAGCCGUCUCCUGGGUGGAGUGUUCUUCAGCUUUUGGGUGCUGGCACAUCUCUACCCCUUUGCAAAGGGACUGAUGGGGAGAAGAGGAAGAACACCUACCAUUGUGUAUGUAUGGUCAGGGCUGAUUGCCAUCACCAUAUCCCUGCUAUGGGUGGCCAUAAAUCCCCCCAGUGGAGCUAACCAGAACCAGAUUGGUGGCUCAUUUCAGUUCCCUUGAUCAAAACAUACACUCUUUUCAAUCAACUUUCCAUUUUGUUUCAUCUCCAACUCCAAACAUACACACUAUAUUGAUGUUGUAUCUGUUGGGAAAUCCAGCAAC
Messenger RNA from Sesamum indicum (sesame), 3691 nucleotides. Its product is annotated as cellulose synthase-like protein D3. Gene Ontology annotation, molecular function: cellulose synthase (UDP-forming) activity. The record is from RefSeq and is a predicted model, not a curated record. Gene Ontology annotation, biological process: cellulose biosynthetic process. Lineage: Eukaryota; Viridiplantae; Streptophyta; Magnoliopsida; Lamiales; Pedaliaceae. Gene Ontology annotation, cellular component: membrane.